UGUUCGGGGGGUGGGCAGCCAGCAGCUGACAGAGCUCAGAGCCAGACCGCAGACCACCAGAUUCAAGGACAUGGCCCUGGACAGGGUCCCGCAGAGGGUGGGGGUGGUGGGCUACGGCCGCCUCGGACAGUCCCUGGUGUCCCACCUGCUGACUCAGGGACCGGAACUGGGUCUAGAACUUGUUUUUGUCUGGAAUCGUGACCCAGGACGAAUGGCAGGGACCGUGCCCCAGUCCCUGCAGCUCCAGAACCUCGAUACCCUUGGGGAGAGGCACCCUGACCUUGUGGUAGAAGUGGCCCAUCCCAAAAUAAUCCACGAAUCUGGAGCACAGAUUCUGCGCCAUGCCAAUCUCCUGGUGGGGUCCCCCUCAGCCCUGGCCAACCAGGCCACAGAGCAGCAGCUCCUGGAAGCCUCGAACCGCUGGGACCACGCCGUGUUCGUGGCCCGGGGGGCCCUGUGGGGCACUGAGGACAUCAGCAGAUUGGACUCAGCAGGGGGCCUCCAGAGCCUCCGUGUCACUAUGGCCACACAUCCAGAUGGCUUCCGGCUGGAGGGACCCCUGGCUGCGGCGCACCACACUGGGCCUCGCACUGUGCUCUAUGAAGGUCCUGUCCGUGGGCUCUGCCCCUUUGCCCCCCGCAACUCCAACACCAUGGCAGCAGCUGCCCUGGCCGCCCCCAGCCUGGGCUUCGACCGCGUGAUUGGGGUGCUUGUGGCCGAUCUCAGCCUCACAGACAUGCAUGUGGUGGAUGUGGAGGUGAGCGGACCCCCAGGCCCCACCGGACGAAGCUUUGCUGUGCACACCCACAGAGAGAACCCCGCCGAGCCAGGCGCGGUCACCGGCUCUGCCACUGUCACUGCCUUCUGGCGCAGCCUACUGAGAUGUUGCCAGCUCCCUUCCAGGCCGGGAAUCCACCUCUGCUGAGAAGUCUCCCGCCCCCACACCGCCAGAGGACACCCUCCUCUCCUUUACCAGCUCCCCCACCACCACUGUCCUGCUGCUUCCCAGGACUCAGUUUCCCCGGACCUCCCUCCUGUCUCAGUAAAAACUGGAGGCUCUUCUCACUGAA
Messenger RNA from Phyllostomus hastatus (greater spear-nosed bat), 1070 nucleotides. RefSeq names its product aspartate dehydrogenase domain containing (gene ASPDH). Gene Ontology annotation, biological process: NAD+ biosynthetic process. The transcript is spliced from 7 exons. The record is from RefSeq and is a predicted model, not a curated record. Lineage: Eukaryota; Metazoa; Chordata; Mammalia; Chiroptera; Phyllostomidae. Gene Ontology annotation, molecular function: L-aspartate dehydrogenase [NAD(P)+] activity; NADP binding. Bases 71 to 925 code for a protein of 284 amino acids.